GACUAAGAGAAGAGAUGUCAAAUAAGCCACAUGCUCGAACAAAACAAGUCAUCGAUUGCAACGGCAGAGAGAGGGAGGCAGCGAGCGAGUAAUAUAGUGAUUUAGGCUGCGAACUGAAAAUCCUAUCAGUUAUGGCUUCAACGGAAUCACCAUUCAAAGCAGAUAUAUUGAAAGGGAAGGUAGCGUUAAUAACGGGUGGAGCAUCUGGAAUCGGGUUUGAAAUAUCAACGCAAUUGGGGAAACAUGGCGCCUCCGUUGCACUGAUGGGUCGUCGUAAACAAGUCCUUCAAUCUGCUGUUUCCGUUCUCCAAUCACUUUCGAUCCCAGCCGUUGGUUUUGAGGGUGAUGUUAGGAAGCAAGAAGAUGCGGCCAGAGUUGUUGAAUCCACUUUCAAGCAUUUUGGAAAGAUUGAUAUCCUUGUUAAUGCUGCUGCUGGUAACUUUCUUGUUGCCUCUGAGGAUCUCUCCCCAAAUGGAUUUCGAACAGUUUUGGAUAUCGAUUCUGUUGGCACAUUCACUAUGUGCCAUGAAGCUCUAAAAUAUCUCAAGAAAGGUGGACAAGGAAAGGACUCUUCUGAUAAGGGAGGAGCAAUAAUAAACAUUAGUGCUACCUUGCAUUAUACAGCUUCUUGGUAUCAAAUUCACGUAUCUGCAGCAAAGGCAGCUGUUGAUGCCACUACAAGAAAUUUGGCACUGGAAUGGGGAACAGACUAUGAUAUUAGAGUCAAUGGGAUUGCACCGGGUCCAAUAAGUGGCACUCCUGGCAUGAGUAAACUGGCUCCUGACGAAAUUGGUAGUAAAACCAGAGAUGAAGUGCCUCUAUAUAAACUUGGGGAGAAAUGGGAUAUUGCAAUGGCUGCGCUUUACCUAGUAUCAGAUGCAGGAAAAUUCAUUAAUGGCGACACUAUCAUAGUUGAUGGAGGACUUUGGCUGAGCCGGCCUCGUCAUUUACCGAAAGAGGCAGUGAGGCAGGUAUCCCGAGCAAUAGAAAAAAGAUCCAGAAAUGAACCAGUUGGUGUUCCAAAAAGCAAGCUAUGAGCCAUCAGAUUCAGUAUUAGACCCUCUACACUGCACGGGGUUACUUCUUUAAGCAAUACAAUGAAUAGAGGAUAUGAUCUCAGUUAGGGAUAAAUUGAAAUUAUUACGAACUUGAACUUUCUCCAAAUGUGACAAUUUAAAGUUGCGGUUACAUCCAACAGAAAUAAAAAGGCCGUGGCUAGAUCCCAUGAGUGUACUUUGUGCUAUCUGUGCUUUGCAAGAACUGUAAGAAAAUUCAGCUGUAACUUUGAACUUGAUAUGUGGCUAGUGGCUACACUCUAAUUAAGACAUCCUUAGUCACUUUCAAUUCAU
Molecule: messenger RNA, 1349 nt
Organism: Cicer arietinum (chickpea)
Lineage: Eukaryota; Viridiplantae; Streptophyta; Magnoliopsida; Fabales; Fabaceae
Product: peroxisomal 2,4-dienoyl-CoA reductase [(3E)-enoyl-CoA-producing]
Biological process (GO): fatty acid catabolic process
Cellular component (GO): peroxisome
Molecular function (GO): 2,4-dienoyl-CoA reductase (NADPH) activity
Source: RefSeq, a predicted model, not a curated record